Etheostoma cragini (Arkansas darter) is the source of this 2899-nucleotide messenger RNA. RefSeq names its product SRY-box transcription factor 7 (gene sox7). The record is from RefSeq and is a predicted model, not a curated record. The coding region runs from base 318 to 1526 and encodes 402 amino acids. NCBI's taxonomy places the organism in Eukaryota, Metazoa, Chordata, Actinopteri, Perciformes, Percidae. Gene Ontology annotation, molecular function: DNA-binding transcription factor activity, RNA polymerase II-specific; RNA polymerase II cis-regulatory region sequence-specific DNA binding. The transcript has 2 exons. Gene Ontology annotation, biological process: cell differentiation; anatomical structure morphogenesis; regulation of DNA-templated transcription.
GAGUCCUCCGGGGCUUCUCCUGGAACCUGCUCCUCAAAUAUAAAGCGCUCCCCCAUCCACCAGGAAAGACUGAAUCAUAACUCACAAGGAGGAGCCGCAGCCUGUACGUGCGUUCUCCUACAACCAGCACUGACAUCUGUAACCUAGCAGUAGUAAUCGAAACAACACCGCGGGGUUAAUUUAAAAGAAGUAAAACAGCAGUUUCUGUAGUGGUUUAGCUUUUUAAUCCGCCUCCAGUGUGCCUCCCCAGAGAACGCAACUUGUGAGAGAGACAGUGAGAAGCGCAUCUUAAGUUUGGAAGAGGAGAGAGCGCGCAGAUGGCCGCCCUCAUCAGCGCGUACUCGUCGUGGCCAGAGUCCUUCGAGUGUCCUCCAGGAGACGGAGACGUGCCCGACGGACAUGGCCCGCACAGGACCCCCGUGAACAAGGCGCCGGAGCCGCGGAUCAGACGGCCCAUGAACGCGUUCAUGGUGUGGGCCAAAGAUGAGCGCAAACGGCUGGCCGUUCAAAAUCCAGACCUGCACAAUGCCGAGCUCAGCAAAAUGUUGGGAAAGUCAUGGAAGGCCCUGACUCCCCCUGAUAAGAGGCCCUAUGUGGAGGAAGCAGAAAGGCUCCGGGUGCAGCACAUGCAGGACUACCCCAACUAUAAGUACCGGCCUCGUCGCAAGAAACAGCUGAAACGCAUCUGCAAACGAGUGGACCCUGGCUUCCUCCUGAGCGGGCUCGCCCCCGAUCAAAACGCCCUGCCCGAACAGCGAGUCCUCUGUCACCCCCUCGACAAAGACGAGGGCAGCCCUAAUGGUAUGAGGAGUGGGUUCUCCAGCCCCAGCCCUGCUCUGCCCAGCGUCAGAAGCUUCAGAGACCCAGCCGGUUCCAACAGCAAUUUUGACACCUACCCUUACGGCCUGCCCACUCCCCCUGAGAUGUCCCCAUUAGAUGCCAUGGACCACGAGCAUGUACCCCCCUCUUAUUAUUCAACAUCUGGUAGCUCUUCCUGCUCUUCCUCUUGCCCAGACGAGCACCACCAGAAUCAGACACACAUGGGCAGCCCACCCCCUUACCACACUGACUACGCUCAGACCCAAAUCCACUGUGGGGGCGCACACAUAGGUCACAUCUCUCACAUGUCCCAAACUGGUGGCGGUGGACUGAUCCAUGGCCCUCCGCUGUCUUACUACAGUUCCUCAUCUUACCACCAGAUUCCCCAAGGGCUCCACCAGGGCCACCUGGGUCAGCUGUCCCCCCCGCCAGAGACACAGGGUCACAUGGAGACUCUAGACCAGCUGAGCCAGGCAGAGCUUCUGGGUGAGGUGGACCGCGAUGAGUUUGACCAGUACCUGAACUCCACUGGGACAGGGUUCCAUCCUGAGCAAGGCAGCAGUAUGACCGUUACAGGACACAUCCAGGUGGCGUCAGCCGCCAGUCCUUCUGCCACUGCCUGUCCCACCAGCACCACAGAAACCAGCCUCAUUUCAGUGCUAGCGGACGCAACAGCCGCCUACUACAACAACUAUGGCAUCUCAUAAGCUUGGUCACAGCACCCGUUACACUUGUGGCUGAUCAGAGACACUACAGGGGUUAAAAUGGGUGAAGAAAUGUGGGAUGAUGCUGCACUUAAGUGCCAGUAAGGGAAAGAUUUCUUUGUUCUCAUCUGUAAUUUUUAAAAUCCCGUAUUAGCAUCUAUGAGCAACAUCAUCCCACCAUGAUUAAAAGCUGAACUGAUUACGGAGCAAUACGAUUGUCUGGAGCUGAGGAAAAAACAAAGAGCAAUUGGAGGAAUACGAAGAAAGGGAGAUGGACACCUCAGGGAUGCAGACACAAAUACUAUAGUAUGCCACCUCCAGUUGUCACAGUGUUUCUAAACCAGAAGAACAAUCCUAAAGGCUUGUUGUGUCCACUUGUAAAUGUCACCAGUUACUGUUGCCUCUGCGGCAUGUACAGAUGCUCUUUAGAAACUAAUUUAAGUCCUGUGAUGUUUCGCAUAAAUGCUGACUGUAAUGCUAUUAUCGACGCUUUCCAUUUGACUGUUUGUAUUCUAAGUUCUCGCUCUCAUUAGCUUGGGAGUCUUACCUCAGUAGUUGUAAUUGAAUGAGGUUUUAGUUGGACAUUUCUUAUGCAAAUUAAAAAAAACGGCAUAUAAUGAAGAAAACAGGCGUUUAUACUUCUUCUCAAGUACUUAAUAAUAUAUAAUCAUAACCUCUACGAUGAAAAUAAUAAUGGUAACUAUAACUGUAUGCUGAUUAAGGUUUGUGAAAGACAAUAAUUUAAAAUAAACUUAAAGUUUUAUAUUAACGCAGUUGCUACUUAAUGUGCCCACAGACAACAUGCCACAACAAAAGAAUUAUGUAGGAUGAGGUAAUGGUAAUAACUGAUGCACUUAAAGCUAUUGUGCUGAAGCAGGUGAAACACAUUUCUACUUAUCUAUACAUACCAUCUAAUUAUUAUAAUCAGAUUACAAAAUCAAAAAACAAUAAAGGAAAUAAGGACUCCACUUGAAGUGUUCAUGCACAAAUGGGAGAAAAUGGCGUGUGCUAUUUGUCCAUCUUAGAACUGAGUGUCACGCCACAUGUUCUUCUAUUUAUGGGCUCUGUCUAGCUGUUGUACUGCAAGUGGCCCAUUCUGACACCCACUCCCCUGCUUGCUUUUUCCACCCUCCAUCACAUCAUUCUUCUCCAUCCGUCUCCUCUCGCUUUCAUUUCAUCCCGGUUCAGAGGAUUAGUGUAAAACAGGCACAGCCGCCUCCAUCCCAACCGUCCUUUGUUUUCCCGGAGUCUUAUUCUGGUUGCCAUUCUUAGGCACUCCGGACCCCACGUCCACCCCCACCCCCUCACCCCGUGUUCUAUCUUGCUGAUGCAGACCUUUCGUAAUCUGUGUAGAAUAAAUAAAAAAAUAAAUCCCA